AUGUCUGCUACCACGUUAACUCCUGAAGUCCUCUGGGCUCAGCGCUCCAGCACAUCUGAUGCCUCCAAGAACUUUGUCUACGUGACAAUCACAGUCCCCGAUGUGCCCGCUUCCAACCUCAAGCUUGACCUCAAGCCCACCGGCCUGUCUUUCAGCGGCCACUCCGACAGCCUGAAGCGCUCGUAUGCUGUAGACCUCGAGUUCUACGCCGAGAUCGACCCCGCCGAGAGCAAAAUCAUCCACACCGGCAAGAACGUCGAGCUCAAGCUCCAAAAGAAGGAGCUCAAGGAAGAGUACUGGCCCCGCCUGCUCAAGGAGGCCAAGAAAGUCCACUUCCUUAAGACCGACUUCGACAAGUGGGUCGACGAGGACGAGCAGGACGAGGCAACCGAGGAGGACUUCUCUCAGUUCGGCGGCAUGGGCGGCAUGCCCGGCAUGGGAGGUGCUGGCGGCGACUUCGGUGGCAUCGACUUCUCCAAGCUUGGUGGCGGCGGUGGACCCGACUUGGGAGAUCUGGAAGACGAAGAGGGCGAGGACGAUGACGACAUGCCGGCUCUGGAGGGUGAGGACGACGGCAAGGAUGACGGCAAGGCCGCUGCUGCCGUCGCCGACGCCAAGGCUGCGGAGAAAUAA
This is a messenger RNA of Colletotrichum higginsianum IMI 349063, 633 nucleotides long. Its product is annotated as Wos2. Gene Ontology annotation, biological process: protein folding; chaperone-mediated protein complex assembly. The transcript is spliced from 3 exons. Gene Ontology annotation, molecular function: protein-folding chaperone binding; Hsp90 protein binding. Gene Ontology annotation, cellular component: cytosol; nucleus. The record is from RefSeq and is a predicted model, not a curated record. NCBI's taxonomy places the organism in Eukaryota, Fungi, Ascomycota, Sordariomycetes, Glomerellales, Glomerellaceae. The coding region runs from base 1 to 633 and encodes 210 amino acids.